AUCGACGCCUUGGCCAUGGCAGGAAGCGGGGCGGACGAGACCUUCCUGCAUGACAUCCAGUUCCUCAUCGCGAACGAUGCGCAGCUCACGCAGGAUCUCUCGCAGCUCUGCGCGAUCCUCGAAGGCUCGUCAAGCGACAGCGAACCGAGCGCCCCACCGAGCGCCAAGCGCAAGACGGCCCCUCCGAGCGACGACGAGCCGCCCGCGCGGAAGCCAAAGAACCGCUUCCAGCACAGGCAGCGGCAAGAGAUCCUCGCGCUGCGCGACCAGGUGCGGAUGUUGCAAACCGAGAUGUCAAAGACGCGCCGCGGCCGGCCCACCUCGACGCCGUCGCGUUGGGAAGCAAUCGCAAAGGAAGAGCGCCAGGCCAAAGCCGCCGUGCUGCACGAGAACGAGCAGCUCAAGGCCGCAGUGGCGCACCAGCUCACGUUCAUCGAGACCAUGCAGCGCCUGCUUCGAAAGAAGCCCCGGCUCGAGCUGCUGCGCGAUCCAUCGUCCGAGGCGUGGAAGGCCUACACGCUGGCUGCACAGGCGUCGCUUCGCCUCAGUGCGAUCCAUGCGAUUGCCGACCGACAAUACCAUCGGCUACGAAGCACCUUCUUGCGGCUUGGUCUUCUCGACCGCCCAGAUGACAACCUCGUGCGCAUCACGCCGACGCCGCAGGCCAACGGAACGCUCGUCGUCGAGUACGUUUAUGACUUUGUACUACCCGCGCCAUAUCGGGCCGUGGGCGAUGCGGUCUGGUGUGUCUUCAACGGGGCCGACGCCGCGCCGUGCGCCCUGGAUGCCACGCAGCAUGUCGAGAUCAUCGACGACGAUACCAACUACGAGACCUUUGCUCGCCCGAUUGCUGAUGCUGCGCACGUCGCCUACUCGAACCGGAUCACCAAGCGGUUCCAGGAAGAGAGCCGCGAUGUGAUCGUGUGGCGGACGGUCCUCCAGGACGAACGCAUGCCGCAGAUGGCCCACGGCAGCGUCGAAGACGAGUGUGGCUGGCUCGUGGUGGCAGCGAAGACGCACGCGACGUCUCGGCUCUCGUUUGUGCUCUCGGUCGUCGCGGAUGGUACGGCGAUCGAGAACGUCACGCGAGGCAUUGCAGCGUUUUCGUUUGGCCACCUCGAGUCUGGCCCGGCGCCGCUGGCCGAGACGCCGCCGCCGACGACGAUGGUUGCGCUCAUGGACAAGGGCAAGCGGCUCGAAGUCGCGCUGCGCAAUGCGGUGGCCAAGGUCGUUGGCGCGUUCCAGCCUGCAUCGUUGUCAUCACCAUCGCCGCAAAGGCACCGCGUUGGCAUAAGUGGAGCGUUGGAGUCGUAGGUAGUAGUAUGUUUACAGAGUGGAGAAUAUAAGCACGCCAACC
This is a messenger RNA of Saprolegnia parasitica CBS 223.65, 1357 nucleotides long. RefSeq lists its product as hypothetical. Lineage: Eukaryota; Oomycota; Saprolegniomycetes; Saprolegniales; Saprolegniaceae. Bases 16 to 1314 code for a protein of 432 amino acids. The transcript is spliced from 4 exons. The record is from RefSeq and is a predicted model, not a curated record.